Manis pentadactyla (Chinese pangolin) is the source of this 1055-nucleotide messenger RNA. RefSeq names its product pro-platelet basic protein (gene PPBP). The record is from RefSeq and is a predicted model, not a curated record. Gene Ontology annotation, cellular component: extracellular region. The transcript is spliced from 3 exons. Gene Ontology annotation, biological process: antimicrobial humoral immune response mediated by antimicrobial peptide; inflammatory response; neutrophil chemotaxis. Gene Ontology annotation, molecular function: chemokine activity; CXCR chemokine receptor binding. Bases 105 to 488 code for a protein of 127 amino acids. Lineage: Eukaryota; Metazoa; Chordata; Mammalia; Pholidota; Manidae.
CAGUAGAGCACGAAGGGCCACUCUGCUGCAGGCUUCUGGACGGCAGUUCCCCUCACGCUGAGGUUCCCGGCCUCUGGAGCAGCUCAGGCUCAAGCUUCUGCACCAUGAGUCCCAGACCCAGCAGCACCUCCUCCUGUACCAGCGCCAGCCCGCUUCGUGUCCUGCAGGUGCUGCUUCUGUCACUGCUCCUGACCCCGCUGGCCUCCUCCACCGUCGGAGAAUGGGAGAGGAACUUAGAGGAAGCCGAAGCUCUAAGUCCAGGCAAUGAGCGGUACACUGAACUUCGCUGCAUGUGUGUGAAUACUAUCUCUGGCAUUCACCCCAGCAACAUCCAAAAUUUGGAGGUGAUCAGGGCAGGACCCCACUGCGCCCAAGUCGAAGUGAUAGCCACACUGAAGAAUGAGAAGAAAAUCUGCCUGGACCCAGAAGCUCCAAAAAUCAAGAAGAUAAUCCAGAAAAUUUUGGAAAGUGGUGGGUCAGCAGCUUGAUAUGUUCACUUUCUUUCAAACCUUUUUAUCUCCCAGGAAGGGUAGGAAUUUGAAGUAUUGACUUUGUAGAGUUCUUAUUUAUCCAGCACCCGUAUUCAUACUGUGUUAAACUUUGGAUAUGUUCCCCACUCUGUCUCAAAAGUCACAUUUUAUCCCCAGAAUGUGGGUUAAUAGAUAACAGAGAGAGAAGAUGAAAGUAAGCAAGCCUAGUUUUAAAAUAUAAUACGCGGUUCACUCCCUAAUUCUUGGCUAAAGAUGGUACUGUGCUUUGCGUUUCUUCAAAAAUUUCUUUCCAAAUACAUUUGUGUUAACUUAUCUUGCUUUACUUUACUAUUAAACUAGAUAUGCCAUCAUGAUCAACAGAUUCCAUAAUGGUUGAUGAUACUAGAAAUCACACAGCCCAUCAUAGAACACUUGCUCAAUAAAUGUUUGUUAAUAUAUUUAGGGACUUAAGAGUGUUUCAUUGUCUUAGUCUUAGGAUGUCUUGUUGCAAAGCAUUCUCUGAAAGAUUUUUCAAAUGUUCAUUUUAGGCUUCAAACCCUAAAAAUAAUAAAACUGUAGGAUGUA